AUGGCUGAUUUGCGACAACAGUCCCUUGCGAAUAUGAUCUCUACAACCGUGGAACGACUACGCCAGAGGAACCUCACAUGUGUUCGGGUUAUCGAGCAUGACUGUUGUAUUCCCGGGCUACUUCACGCGUUCGUCCAGUUUGACAAUGACGGGACUCACCUCCAGAAACUGUGUGUCCGCCUCCGCUGGGACUUUGAGCUGUUGUGCCAGAUCGCGACGGAGUGGGAGGCACGAAACAGCAGCGAUGCGAGCAUGUUUGGAUUCGAUUCCACCAUCUUCUUCUGCGAGGCUGUGUGGGGAGUCGAGACGUGUCGACGCAGCCAGUGGACGUCGAGUAUCCAGCUGAAAUAUGCCGAAGCAUUCAAUCAGGUGUACCGAGAUGUCAGGAGCUGUCUCCACCCCAAGAACACCAGAGGGAACGGCGAGGACUUGUUUACGACUGUGCACGUCUUCGAAGCACAGUCUAGAAACAGCAUCACAUAUCAAGUCAGUGAUAACAUCUAG
Fonsecaea erecta is the source of this 504-nucleotide messenger RNA. RefSeq lists its product as hypothetical. The record is from RefSeq and is a predicted model, not a curated record. The transcript is spliced from 2 exons. The coding region runs from base 1 to 504 and encodes 167 amino acids. Lineage: Eukaryota; Fungi; Ascomycota; Eurotiomycetes; Chaetothyriales; Herpotrichiellaceae.